Diutina rugosa is the source of this 2178-nucleotide messenger RNA. It is a transcript of the gene VTC4, whose product is annotated as Vtc4p. Gene Ontology annotation, cellular component: vacuolar transporter chaperone complex; fungal-type vacuole membrane. The record is from RefSeq and is a predicted model, not a curated record. The coding region runs from base 1 to 2178 and encodes 725 amino acids. Lineage: Eukaryota; Fungi; Ascomycota; Pichiomycetes; Serinales; Debaryomycetaceae. Gene Ontology annotation, biological process: vacuole fusion, non-autophagic; microautophagy; vacuolar transport. The transcript has a single exon.
AUGAAAUUUGGCGAACAUCUUCGAAAGAGUCUCAUCAAGAACUAUUCGUUUUACUACAUCAACUAUGAUGAACUCAAGCAUCAGUUGAAGAAGUUGUUGAAAGACAAUGAUUACCAAUGGAAUAAUCUGUUGGAGGAGGAGUUCUUGAAUGAAUUGGAACAAGAACUAGACAAAGUCUGGCUGUUCACCAAAGUGAAAAAUACUGAAGUCAAUCGUCGCAUCAAAGAUGCCGAACAGCAAGUUGACAAAGUGGUGACCGAGAUGAAGCAGUACCAGGAUAAUCCAAAUGGGAAUACACGUCGUCCUCUGGAGCAAGAUUUUGAGGAGUUGGAGGCGGAGUUGUCGGACAUCAUUGCUGAUGUUCACGACUUAGCUAAGUUUACUCGUUUGAACUACACUGGCUUCCAGAAAAUUGUGAAGAAACACGAUAAAACCACCAAGUUUAACUUGAAGCCCAUUUUUGCCGUGCGUCUCAAUUCAAAGCCGUUCUAUAAGGAUAACUAUGAUAAUCUCAUUGUCAAGCUUUCAAAGUUAUACGACUUGGUGAGAACAAAGGGUAACCCAGUACAAGGAGAUUCUUCUGCUGGUGGAGCUCAACAAAACUUUGUUCGGCAAACGACCAAAUAUUGGGUACACCCCGACAACAUCACAGAACUCAAGCUUAUAAUUUUGAAGCAUUUGCCAGUGCUUGUGUUCAAUGCCGAUAAAGAGUUCGAGCCUGAGGAUCUGGCUAUUACCUCAAUUUAUUUCGACAACAAGGACAUGGACUUAUAUUAUGGUCGGUUACGGAAGGAUGAGGGCGCUGAAGCAAUCCGGUUGAGAUGGUAUGGUGGGAUGAAGCUGGAUACUAUUUUUGUGGAAAGAAAGACCCAUCGUGAAGAUUGGACUGGCGAAAAGUCAGUAAAGGCUCGCUUUGCAUUGAAGGAAAAGAAGGUGAAUGACUUUUUGCAUGGUAAAUUCACUGCUCAGCAAGCCUUUGAGAAGAUGCGCAAAGAUGGCAAGAAAAGUAAGCAGGAGAUCGACAACUUGGAGCAGUUGGCUAAGGAAGUUCAAUAUCGCGUUCUCAAGGAGAAAUAUCGACCUGUUAUGCGUUCAUUCUACAAUAGAACAGCGUUCCAAUUGCCAGGGGACGCUCGCGUGCGUAUAUCGUUAGAUACCGAGUUAACUAUGGUACGUGAGGAUGAUUUCGAUGGCUACGAUCGAACUCGCGGUAACUGGCGGCGAAUGGAUAUCGGGGUUGACUAUCCCUUUCCUCAAUUGGCUGACAAGGAUGUAUGCCGGUUUCCAUACGCCGUUCUUGAGGUAAAGUUGCAAACCCAGUUGGGGCAGGAGCCCCCCAUGUGGAUCAGAGAUCUCGUUCAAUCGCAUCUUGUUGAAGCUGUCCCCAAGUUCUCUAAGUUCAUCCAUGGUGGUGCUACUUUACUCACUGAGAUGGUGGAUUUAUUGCCUUUCUGGCUACCCCAAAUGGAUGUCGAUAUUCGUAAGCCCAAGGUCCAGCUGGAGGUGGGUAUUCAGCGUCAACAGCGUUACCUUAAACUGCUGGCUUCUCUGGGAAACGACUUAGAUGAAGAAGAGUUGACAGGCGAUGCCUACUCACUGGGCUACAACGGUGUACAUUUUUCCAAUGAUGUUAAUCCCUUAGAAGAAGAUUUGGACGAACUGACACCCUUGUUGUUGCCUCUGAGCUACCUGACACGGCAGAGCGAUUCUCCGUUGCGCAACUUUUUUUACAAGUUGUACGGGCUGUUUUUACAUCAUUUCAAUGAUGACCGCACUUUUACGCUUAAGCCAGGAACUAACUUUGACUUGAAUAAGCAAUUCGCUGAUAAACUUCCCAAUGGCAAGAAAAUUUCAGUUCCCAUUCGUAUUGAACCCAAGGUUUACUUUGCUGCUGAAAGAACAUUUUUGCUGUGGUUGCUGAUCGGCAUGGUUUUGGGUUUCACCGCGACAACAUUGUUACUGUACGGAACUGCGACGGCAUUGACAGCCCUGAUUGGGUUUUUCAUAACCGCUAUGUUGACAUUGAUUUACUCUACCUACAUGUAUGUGUGGCGUACGAUUAUGAUCAGAGAAAAGAGAAGUUUCGUCAGUUACGCUGACAAAUUUGGCCCCAAUAUGAUUUGCUUUUGUAUGUUUGCUGCUACGUUGGCCACAUUUAUGUUCAAAAUUUAUGAAUAA